This is a messenger RNA of Amphiprion ocellaris (clown anemonefish), 8683 nucleotides long. It is a transcript of the gene dlec1, whose product is annotated as DLEC1 cilia and flagella associated protein. NCBI's taxonomy places the organism in Eukaryota, Metazoa, Chordata, Actinopteri, Pomacentridae. The transcript has 38 exons. Bases 2034 to 7142 code for a protein of 1702 amino acids. The record is from RefSeq and is a predicted model, not a curated record. Gene Ontology annotation, biological process: negative regulation of cell population proliferation.
CUCCCAACAUUGCCUAAAAAUAAACACUUGCACAAGGUCCAGUGUUGAUACGUUUGUGCUGGUGUGAGGUUUUGUGGUGUCACAGUUACACUUGCUUACUGCUGUUGUGUGAUUUCAUGUGGCAUUCUGGAGUCUUGAGUGUGAUUUGAUGUGUUUAGGGUGUUGUCCCGGUUGGGUACAGACUUGCCAUUUAUAUUUACAGUCCUGUGUGUUCUCUCACAUCUACCUUUUUGCACUACAGGGUUAACGCUGUCAUCGCACUGCAUCACACCACGACUCUUGUCAUCGUUACUGAAAUACCUGAUGUUUAACAGCAUGUCAGCCAGCUUACGGUGACUAAAAGCGUCAAUCCUUAACAGUACAAUGCUUGAAUGAGUAAUGAUGAGUGACAAAUAAAGAUUAAAUACACAAACGAAGCAGAUUCUGGUUAACAUACAUGCAUAAUCAAUCUUUUGUGGAUGUAAAAAUGCUUUUUCUGGCUACUGAUUAGUUAUAUAUAAAGUGGCAGGACACUUUGAAGUACAAGUAAGUAAACAGUGCUUGUGGUUUGGAUGCACAGAGUCCUGUUCAUUGUUGGAAUGUAAUAUAUUAGGGCUCUGACAGAUCCCUCUUUGUGCCUCUCUAUUAUCAGUGUCUGCCAGCUUGUUCUGUCCCAUGAACUCUUGUGCUCCAGCAAGUCUUGUGAAUAAAAAAAAAAAAAAAGCGCUUAGGCUGGCAAACCACGAGGAGGUACAAAGUGAGCUCAACAAUUGCCUCUUUGAGAAUCCCACUUCAGCAUGCAUGAGCUGAUCAACACAGUCAAGGAUUUUGUUUUGAAUGUCUUUGGAUUCUUGGCCUCCUCAGCAAUAACUAUUGACUUUCAUAUAUAUAUAUAUUAUAAUUUUGUGCAGGAACUACGCUGUUUGCAUACAGACAAAUGCUUGGCCUGGUCUCCACAAUGUUUUGAAAAGCACUUUGCAUGACCACUUGUCUUUUUUCACGACCUAUUUGUAAUUCUGCUUUGUACAAUAACAACCAGCGUUUAUUUUCAUGGAAAAAGAAACCACAUGUGUCUGACACGGACAGAGCCACACCUCAUUUGACAGUACAACAUGUGGGUUGCGAUCUUUGCAUCUGGUCUCACAUGGGAGUUUGACUAAAACUGCAGAAAGUCAACGUCAGGAAUAUUGGUUAAGUUAAAGUUUCUCAAACAAAACAAAGUAAAUUAAUAUUUGCCAUCAACUACAUGUAACGUGUGUGUCAAACUGAACCUUUAAAAGCUGGUUAAAAACUUUACAUUUUAAAAAUCAUGCAUUUGAGUUUCAGCACUUCAAGUGAUGAGUUGAAUGACAUCUUACUGAUCAUUAAGGAAACAAGAGACUCAGCAGAUGUAUUACAUUAUUGCCAUUUCAAUAUAUAAUAAUAAUAAUUUGGUUCAGAGACUUCCUUCAAAUAAAAAUCACUCAAAACUGUUACAUAACAUACAUUUGCCACACUGAUGCAUAACACAAGGGAUUAAAAAAGUGACAAAAAUGAUCAUAAAAUGAAUAAAUAAGGUAAAGGAAAUAAGGAUCCCAAAGGGAAUGUUAUUAGCACCGAAUUAUUAUGCCUAUUUUUGUUUAUAUUAAUACAAAAAAAGCGCAGUGUACUGGUUCAAUAAAAAAUAGCAAAAACAAAAAACAGUGUAGUGAUAGUUUCAUAUAUUUAUUUAAAGUGAAGAAGUGAAGGCACAUAAUUUCUUUUUUCUUUACUUUCCUGUGGACAAGGGAGCUUUGCUUGUCGCUAUGGCAACCACAGGUACACAAACAUGGCUGACAAGCAGUGAGGAUGUCAGUUAGCAGCAGUUACAGACUCAAUUUAUAGAUACCGGUGUAUUUAAAUGCAUGUUUUUGCGUCGUGCUAACGCUAUACGUCUGUUGGGACGCUGACUUUAUUAUUUACUUGAAUUUCUUUUGACUUUAGGUGGUCAAAAAGCCACUUCUCGUGAGUUCACCUGUUUAGCAAACAUUUAGCUAAGUUAGCAUUAGCUACGCGACAGCAGCACUGUAUCAGCAAUGUUGGAAGAAGCAGAGACGAGGGAAAAAUUGCAGUUUGACCCGUGUGUGAACAGUCACAGACCCUCGUCAGCAAAGUCACAGGACAUUUCUCAUGUGUUUGCCAGCGUAUUCAAAGACCUUUACACGAAAGACAUCAUUGGAAAAGACACUGUGUCCAACCUCGUCAAGACAAAGAGUGGACGAAGCAGCUAUCAUGACAAAUAUGUUGAGGAGCUUAAGCAGGCUCAUUCUGAAUACGAACGGUGUAUAAAGGAGGCUGACAUGCUGGAGAGACACAUAAUUCAGGCCUCCGCUCAGGCUGCAGCCAUAGAAAGGCAAGAAUAUGAGAAAAUGAAGGAGAAGAUGGGAGAUGUUUGUGAUCUCCCAGGCUUGCUCACAGUUCAAUCAGCCUUUGCCAGGUGUGUAGAUAAUGAUCUUCUCAAAAAGCACAACUUGAUCGCCCCCCAGGACUACUUGCCUACACCAAAACCACAAGAACUAGCAGCAGCAGCAGCAGCAGCAGCAGGAAGAUUAAAUCCUGUCAAACCCACCAACAUCCACGCCACACACAUGUCUGAGGGGCCUCAGGAUGAAGGUUCUGCAACGAUUCCAAGUGCAGAAAAGCCUGUUUUAGAAAUGACUGAGUUAGAUCAUAGCCGAGCCUCUGAAUCCAAUUCAGAUACUACAAAGAGGAAAAAAACUCAGAAGGAGAAGCCAAACCAGACUAAAGCCAGGCCAAAGUGGAAGGGUGAGCCAAGCGCGAAGGAUCGAGCAGAGGGGUGGGAGACACUUCAGAAACUGAAAGAUCGGAGCAAUUUCCUGCGCAAUCCACGCUUCCUUCCCCCAAAUGCACAGCAGGGCGGCAUGUCCCUCAUCCGGGACAGAACUAAAGUGAAAACGGAGCCGGAGAGGAAAUGCCUUGAGCAGCAAAGCCACACUGAGGAUCCUGUCCCAGUCUUCCUAGCAAAACCUUCAGUGGUGGUUUUUACUGACUACAGCGUAGGACAUGUUUAUGAGACUACACUGGAGCUGAAAAACUUGACUUCGUCAAGCCGUCAUGUCCGCGUCAUCCCUCCUACCACUCCUUACUUCUCUAUUGGCCUGGGAAGAUUCCCUGGUGAAGGAGGCGUUGUUGCCCCUGGGAUGAGCUGUAAGUACACAUUACGCUUUGCUCCGGACUCACUUGCAGACUACAAGGAUUUUAUAAUGGUGGAGAGCCAGGCUCAGCACCAGCUUUUGGUGCCCAUUGAGGCAUGGCGACCUCCUCCUAUCCUCACCUUACCAAGAGUUCUAGACUGUGGCUAUUGUCUGGUUGGAGGAGUUAAGUUUGUUGAGUUUCUGUGCCAAAAUGUUGGUCUCAGCACUGGGACGUUUUGCAUCAUCCCCAAGAACCAGUGGCCAGCUUCGAAUCUCAGGUCUGUGGCCAAAACAUCCUUUUCUGAGCAGCCACCCUUUGCAGUUAGUCCCUCCCUUUUUGUGCUGCAGCCAGGUGAAGUCACUGUAAUGGAGGUGGUUUUCUUUCCCACCACGGAAGAGAAGAGCUGUCAGGUUUUCACUGUUGUGUGUGACAACUGCCAGGUCAAAGACAUUUCCAUUGAAGGUGAAGGUAAACUGAUUGCCCUUGAGCUGCUGUCUGUAUCUGGGGAGACGGAACCUCUUGUAGUUGGAGAGGUGCACGACCUCACUGCAGAGCACUUUGUUCGUUUCAGUCCAUGUAACCCUCACUCCAUGCAGCAGAAGAAGGUGGUCAUCAGAAACAAUGUCCACUUGGAGUUCCCUUUCCACUGGCAGGUCAUGAAGCCCAACCUGCACCCUCUGCUUCCAGGGGAAACCCCAGAAUCCUCCCAUAUCCAGCUCCACCGCGCUGCAGACGGUGUUUUCAGUGUCAGCCCCGUAACAGGCCUUCUAGCUCCCUGUGAGGAUCAAGAGUUUCUGCUCACCUUCUGUCCUACAGAGUUGAAGGAUUACCACAGUGUCUUUCACCUGGUCCUGAGGGAUGUUCACCAGCUGCCACCAGAGUCCAGUGACAGCAGUGUCCUUCAGCCUGUGCAGACUGGCUCCAAGGUGAACAGUGUCAUCGCCAUGGAGAUAGAGGUCAAGGGGUCAACAGAGCCAUACCAGGUCCUGCUGGAGCCCUACGCUGUUGUCAUUCAUGGAGAGAUUAUGACUCACACCCCCACUCGCAGGCAGUUCAAGAUGUGGAACCACAGCAAAACCUUCAUCUUGUUUCGAUGGGAAAGGAUUAACAGCAGCAGCCACAUCAUAGAAGUAGAGCCAUCUGCUGGCAGAAUAGAGGAAAACGAGUGUUUUGAUUUCGAUCUUAUUGUGACUGGAGGGAAACCAGGGAGAGUUGUGACUAGUUUGAUUUGCUACGUACAACACCAUGAUGAGCCUGUGACUUUGGCAGUAGAAGUCUCCUUCAAAGGUCCCACAGUUACUCUCAGCGUUCCCAGUGUGGACUUUGGGCUCAUCAGGUUCGGGGAGCAGACUCAAUCCACCCUGAUCCUCACCAACACCACCCUGCUGGAGGCUUCCUGGACCCUGGACGAGAGGCUUAAUAAUCAGCAGGAACACCAAGACACACAGAUCUUAGUGGAGCCAUGCAGAGGUGUGCUCCCCCCCUUGGCUUCCUGCAAUGUGGAUGUGUUCUUUAGGCCACAUUUCUGCCAGCAAUUUAAAACAGAGCUGGAGCUGAGUGUGGAGAAUGGAACAGGAUGUCACCUGCUGGUGCGAGCAGAUGUGCAGUCUCCCCAGGUGUGUCUGCUAAACUGCAAGCUGGUCCUCUCUGAACUUUACAUCGGAGUUCCCACCAAGGGUACCGUAACACUUUUCAACCAAACUCUGCUGCCAUCACACUUCAGCUGGAUGACCCAGCUCCAGGGAGAACAAGCUUCACUGUGUACUGCCAGCUUUGACCCCUCCUCUGGUAUUCUGGGACCUAAUGCCACCACGGAGAUCACAGUUGAUUUUACCUCUCACACAGAUCUGGAGCUGACUGAAGUGACUGCUCUUUGUGAGGUCCAGGGGAUGAACUCUCCUCUUGUUGUUGCUAUUGCAGCUUCUAAACCUAAGAAACUCAGUGUGUCCUACUCACUGCCUGGUGUCAGGUCCUCCUCAGGAAGCCAUUCAACCGUGGUGCUUGACUUUGGAGAUGAUGUCAUUUUGAAGAGAGCUGUUACCAAGCAGUUAAUGAUAACUAAUCAAACUGCGAUCCCUGCCCCUUUCACCAUAGAGGUAGAAUACUUCACCUGCCAUGCCUCAAAGUCAAAUUACCAGUCAGAGAAAAGACUCGCGUACGUCAAGAAUCCUCUUCACUGUGUUCAAGCUAAGAAAGUGGAAGAAAAAGCACAUGAGGAGUUUGUGAGUAGCCUGCUGGCUCAUGGAAAGGGGGCAGCUUUCUUUGUCCUGCCAGACACGGGGACGCUGGGACCAUUGGAGACCCAGACUGUGGACGUGACUGCCUACAGCGACAUGUGGGGGGAAUACAGAGAUCACCUCAUAUGCAGAGUGGGGGAGCUUGAGCCUAUGCAUAUUCCCAUGCAGAUGACAGUGAAAGGCUGUCCACUGUAUUUCCAGAUGACAGGUCCACAAGCAGAUAACCAGCAUCAGGGACCAACCAUACGGUUUGGCACUCACAUAUCUGGAGGUGACACAGUGUCUCGCUCUCUUCGCAUCAACAAUCCCAGCAUGUUCGAUAUUCGCAUUGACUGGGAGAUUUACAACAUAGAUCAGAAUGACCGUAAACUGGUGGAUCUUGUCGUGACAUAUGGAGACGCCUUCCCGAUUAAAGAUGCUGAUGGCAAUGAGUUGCUGAGUGGGGCGUUAAGGCUUUCUGAUGGGAACAUUCAAACAGUCUGGGAGAGGGGUGAAACCCGUGGCUCGGAGGGAACAAGCUCAUCUCUCCAAAGCGUGACUGAUGUGGAAGAGGAGGAAGUUUUACCAGAGGAUGAUCGUGAGGAAGAAGAGGAAACUUGUCUUUAUCCGUUUCCUGAGAAGAAAAAACUCAUCUCUGUGCACAUCAGACCUCAUAUGGGCAACCUCUCAGAUUACCCCUACUGCAUCACACCACAACAGAUAGUGAUUCCAGCUAAGGGCAGUGGAACUAUCCAUGUAUCCUUCACCCCUCUGACUCUUUCUGAGUCAGCUUGUGAGUCCAGAUGUGUGGGUUUGGCUGUGGGUUUCAUGAGCCUCGACUCUCAGAUGGCUGCCUGUGUCCCGGGUAGAGUUGGAAGGGCUCAAGGUUUAGAUUUAGAGCCCGUCAGAAUGGAUCUACUUGCAGCCGUGAAACCUGCAGUGCUGUUAGUGCAGAUGGAGGAGGACGACGGGGUGCUGGAGUUUCAUGCCUCGGCCGGUGAUUUACUGAGGGCACAAUCAGACAAGGAGGUAGUACUGCGGGAGUUCGACAUCACACAGACGUUUAAGCUGACAAACACCUCAGAGAUCCCCCUACACUUCAGACUCAAGACUCAGCCUCCAUUUUUCGUGCUCAAGUCGCAACCUCGAGCCCGAACCAGCACCUCCAACAACCCUCCUACUGGGGAAAAUCAAUCUCUAGUGCUUCAGCCUCAACACAGCAUGCGGGUGAAAGUGGCCUUUCACUGUUCUUCAUCCCUUCUGGACCAUUUGGACCAGACAGAUGAGGAAACCCCUCCUGGUGCGAUGCUGAUCCACAGUGCAAAAGGGCAAAGGAAGCUGAGAUUUGAACAAAACCUUCUGAUCCACUACAGCAACAGCGGCCGCCAGACAGUGCCUCUCCGUGCAAAUCUGGAACUUUGUACACUGCGUCUGUCCACUGACAGCAUCAACUUUGGGCUCUGCUACGUGGGGCAGACACAAACCAGAGAAGUGAACCUCUACUGCCAUGGAGCUCACACCUACUGGAAAUCACUUAUCAGAGACUCCAGUGUGUUCAGAGUUACACCAGACUUUGGGUUGCUCAGAUCCAAGGAGCUCAAUGCUGCCCGCUGCAGCCAGAGUCUUCAGAUCAGCUUCACUCCCAGUGAGGGCAAAGAGUUCAGGGCCCUGGUGGUUGUCCAGUCUCCUCUGGUGAAGUCUCCCCUCAUUCUGCAGCUCCAGGGAAAAGGAUCCUUUGAUGAGGUGCACAGGACAAGUUGCAAGUCUUUAUAACAUCACAAUCACUAGCUGCUUUUUAUCAGCUCGCCUUAAAUCUUUACAGACUUUCGUCUGUAAGAAUGUAAAUAAAUAUAAAGAACAACUCGUCAGGUGUCAUUUAAUUACAUACAACAGUAUUUAACAGUUUUGGUGAUCAUAAAAUUAAGUUUUUACUGAUUUCCCAUCAAGACAUUUUGUAAUGUGAAGCUACACCUAAAGACCUAAAGACACUUAACAUACAUUAGAUGCUCCUAAAGUCUUGAUUAAAUUGCCUUUGCUCAAACUUCACGUUUACAUACCAAUCAGUGAUUUAUGCGGUUAAAUGUGAAUUUGAGUUGAUUUGACACAUGAAACUGAAGACAUUUAAUCACCCGCUUUUUUUACUUGUAUAUUACAUAGAGGCAUUGCAACUUGUGGUGAACGAAGGGAGAUUCCGAGGAAAAUCAGUGUUUAAACGUUAAGUCAUCCAGUUAUCUCGUGCAGCAGCAACUCUCAUUUCGGUCUGAGUGGACAUGCGUCCCAUGCAAUAUGCCUGAGAAACAAUUUUCAAAUAAAAAAACACCAAAGUAGGAUGAUAGGAAAGCUUGCCUGAGCAUUAAAUUCUGCAUUUUUCUGGUAGAUUUUUUCAAAUUAGUCUUAAACGUUCAAAUAAGUGUUAACUGUUCGCAAAAACCUUCUCCUUUAUGUUUAGAUACUGGGAAUUGCAGCUUUGCCCACAGUGUGCUGAGUAAGAAAUCUACCAUUUACUGUAAUCAUUCUUGAUCUCCAGUAUUUUUAGGGUUUCCUGUGGUUUUGAGUUGUGCUCCAACAAGUCAAUUUUAGCUGCAGUUUCCCCCUUGAGCGAUUAACUGAUUUUUCCAGAAGACCCUUUAGCAAAGAUUAAAAAAUAAUGUCUUGAAAGAUAAAUAUGCAACCAUGUUUAACAGCACAUACACCUUAGCAGCUUGUUCCAGCGCUGCGGGGAAAGUAAAGGUUUUUUACCCAAAACAUGAUGAGAACUCCCACAGUUUCAGAGCUCCUGGGACUCAGUAAACAAAGGGCUCAUGUCAGAUCUGUAACCUUUGGGCACCUCUCACUUGGCUGGAAGUCACUGUGACAGAAUUUAUUGGUGUGAACUGGGGAUUGAAGAUUCAUGUAUCGCUACUAAAGAAAUAGCUGCUGUAAAACACAUACAAACAUACUGGAAUUCACUAACAGAUCAAUAAUUCAUGCUUCAAAUAAACAUAAAAUCGAUUGAAGGUGGUGUGAAGCAAUGUUGCUCCUUGAAACAUAGCAACAGACCAAACAUUAUUUUCUUAUAAAAGAAAAUAUCUGAACCCUUGACCCCUAUGAAGGUCAUCUGCAGGGUCUGUUAUACUGUUGUGGGUAUUCUGCUGGCAUGGUUUGGGUUCACUUGUCACCUUAGAGCAGGGGUGUCAAACAUGCGGAUGACUUUACAAAGUGUAAAAAUUACAGAGAAGACAUUAACUGCAAAUUUGUAAAAUUAGAAAUUUAAAAUAAUUUCUAGACUAUGACAAGUUAUUUUGAUCAUAAAAUAAAAUACUAUAUUGCUCAUU